CAAAGCUUCCAUUAAAUAUUGAUUAUAUUAGGGGAUUUAAUUGUACCUCGUUGGAAACGGUACCAGAUCUAUUGAAACCAAAUUCUUCAAUUGAGCCAACCCUCAAUCUUUCAGAUUGCAAUAAACUAGGUGACAAUCAAGGCUUUAUUGACAUGUUUUUUGCAGUGAUAAAAAAGUUGUUACAGGGACAUUCUCUUGACGACAGACAUAUGCAUAAGAGAUAUGCCAUCAUUUUUCCUGGAAGUGAAAUUCCAAAAUGGUUUAGGCAUCACAGUAUAGGGGCUAAAGUGAAUAUAAAAGAACCUUUUUCUCAUUUGUGUAAUGAGUGGAUGGGGAUCGCUGUCUGCGUUGUAUUUUGUUCUCAUCCACAUCACCAAAUCCCCAACGGUGAUUUGCUUUCCUGUUGGUUGGUAGCCAAUGGAAAAAAAAUGUCUUCUGCACCAAACACUGGCCAUAUUGUUGUUUUAUCAGAUCAUAUCUGGCUACUUUAUUUGCUUCCUCAAUAUUACCAAGAGAAACAAAUAAAAUUAUUGUCAGAAUGUGAUGCAAAUGGAUUCAUUCGGGUUGGAAUUAGAAUUAUGACUCAUUGUUCAGUCUUUGAGGUGAAGAGAUGCGGGUUCCGUAUGGUGUAUAAGAAAGACAUUGAAGAUGUCAACCGAAGUAUGGCUCAGUGUAGCAACAAUAGCACCAUUCCUUAUAAGGGUUUGGAUGUCAAGCGAACCAGUGAUGACUAUGAUGGGGCUGGACCUAAUGGAGAAGGAAGCUCUAGUACCACACCCAAAAUGGAUUGUGAGGAGUCAAUUGAGUACAGAGGCUGUGGUGAGGAGUUAAGCGAUUGGGAGGAAUCUAGUGAAAGUGACCGGGAAGGUUAAUCAACUUUUAUCUCUACAUUACCUGUUGAGAAUCCAGCAUUGCCUUGGUCUAUGGCAUUGAUAACCAUAGUUGAAUCCCCUUCAAAAACAACUGUUUGAAGCCCAAACUCAGCCUGCCAAAGCCUCCAUAUCAGCGAUGGAGUGAGCCACAGCGCACCAAGUUCACCCCUCCAAUCUCGAACAAUAACUCCAAUUCCAGCCGAAUUUGUGGUUCUGAAUACAGCAGCAUCAAAGUUCACUUUGUACUGAUUCAGCUCAGGUGGACGCCACUGGUGCGAGAUGGGAGGGAGAGGUUUCACUGGUUCCUUGUCUUCUGCUAUCAAAAACUCCUGCAGCAUGUUACCAGCCAUAGAGACGAUAUUUGCAAUAGGGUGCACUGGACGGCCAAAGUGAGAUGCGUUUCUCCUAUUCCAUAAUAGCCAGGCCGAUAUAGCAAAGACCUCUUUUCGAUAAUCAU
Molecule: messenger RNA, 1329 nt
Organism: Quercus lobata
Lineage: Eukaryota; Viridiplantae; Streptophyta; Magnoliopsida; Fagales; Fagaceae
Exons: 3
Coding region: 153-872 (239 amino acids)
Source: RefSeq, a predicted model, not a curated record